AUGUCCAACUUGACCAACUCUAGUUUGACCCAAUCUCUGGCCAACCGACCCGAGUGUGUGUCGGUCUCUGUGGCUUUCCCAGUCGCCAUGAUGUUGGCUGGGCUCCUGGGCAACACGUUGGCCCUGGCUCUGGUCUGCAGGUCCUACAAGAAGAAGGAGAACAAGAGGAAGAGGGCCUUCCUGAUGAUGCUGGGAGCCCUGGCGCUGACCGACCUGAUGGGCAAACUUCUCACCACCCCCAUAGUCAUCUCGGUCUACCUGGCCAACAGGAAGUGGGACUUGGUGGACCCGUCGCGGAACCUGUGCACUUUCUUCGGGGUGUGCAUGACCACGUUUGGGCUCUGCCCGCUCUUCCUAGCCAGCGCCAUGGCUGUCGAGCGGACGCUGGCAGUCCACGCCCCUCACUGGUACGCCAACCACUUCUGCUCCAGACUGACCAAGCUUGUGGUGCUGGCCAUCUGGGUGAGCGCGGGGCUGUUCGCCUCGCUGCCCGCCAUGGGGGUGGGCAGGUACACGCUGCAAUGGCCGGGGACCUGGUGCUUCAUCGACCUCAGCAGCCACGCCCUGGCUGACACCGUCUUUGCCUUCACCUUCACGGUGCUGGGCAUCACCUCGCUGCUCGUCACUUUCACCUGCAACGUGGCCACCAUCUGCGGGCUGGUCAACCGCUGCAGGAAGUUCACCUCCUCGUCUGCCCACCGCUGGGAACGAAUCACCACUGAGACAAUGGUCCAGCUGACGGGGAUCAUGUGUGUGCUUGGCGUGUGCUGGUUGCCUCUUCUGAUCCAGAUGGUCCAGAUGAUUCACAUGGAGAGCUCCUUGAUUCACUGCUACGCGUUCCCCCGGGACGAGGAGCAAGCUGAGGACGCCGGUCUGAGGGGGGAGUGUAACUUCCUGCUGACCACCAUCCGCCUGGCCUCGCUCAACCAGAUCCUGGACCCCUGGGUGUACCUGCUGCUCCGGGAGAUCCUCCUCAGGAAGGUGUGUCUGGUCGCCAGCGCCCUCACCCGUUGCUCGGUGGAGGGCUGCAAGGAGAUACCCGUCACCGUGGAGGUCAGAGCCCACCUCGCGCCCCCACCCGUCAAGGAUACCGGGUAACGGGCAGCGGCAGAGU
This is a messenger RNA of Callorhinchus milii (elephant shark), 1114 nucleotides long. It is a transcript of the gene ptger3, whose product is annotated as prostaglandin E receptor 3 (subtype EP3). The record is from RefSeq and is a predicted model, not a curated record. The transcript is spliced from 2 exons. Bases 1 to 1098 code for a protein of 365 amino acids. NCBI's taxonomy places the organism in Eukaryota, Metazoa, Chordata, Chondrichthyes, Chimaeriformes, Callorhinchidae. Gene Ontology annotation, molecular function: prostaglandin E receptor activity. Gene Ontology annotation, biological process: phospholipase C-activating G protein-coupled receptor signaling pathway; adenylate cyclase-activating G protein-coupled receptor signaling pathway; inflammatory response. Gene Ontology annotation, cellular component: plasma membrane.